Molecule: messenger RNA, 558 nt
Organism: Didymella exigua CBS 183.55
Lineage: Eukaryota; Fungi; Ascomycota; Dothideomycetes; Pleosporales; Didymellaceae
Exons: 2
Coding region: 1-558 (185 amino acids)
Source: RefSeq, a predicted model, not a curated record
AUGAGCGACUCUGUAUCCGCCAUCAGCACCCUCCCACCGCUCAUCUUCGCAUCAGUCCUCUCAGCCUACGGUCUGUACCUGUGCAAAGAGAAUAUCACCCGCCUGCAGCAAUACGAAAAAGCCUCCGAAGAAGCCGCCGAAUGGAGCAACACAGCUGCCCAGCGGCUAAACAAAACACGCUCAACGCAGACCAGCGGGACGCUAUCCUUAGCCCUCUCCUUCCUCGCCGCAACGACCCUCCCCUUCCUCUGUUCGAAACACACAUCCACGUUCCUCAGCAUCACCGGCCUCGCGCUCGGCGCCGGCCUGUACACCGCACGCACCCACAUGGCCAACUUCUGGAACGAGUCAAAGCAGACCAAGAUCCCGUUUGUCGAGAAGUUCAACGACGCCAUCAGGGGCAGCGAGAGGGUCGUGGCGAUCCUGGAGACACUGGCGUUUAGCUGGGGCGUGGCGGGGUGUGUGUGGGCGCUUGACUGGGAGCUGUUGGGUGUCGGGAUUUGGGGUGGCGUUACGGCUGCGAGAAGCGUGUGGAUGGUUAAGCAUGGUGCAGUUUGA